Homo sapiens (human) is the source of this 4572-nucleotide messenger RNA. RefSeq names its product mitochondrial ribosomal protein S25 (gene MRPS25). Gene Ontology annotation, cellular component: mitochondrial inner membrane; mitochondrion. NCBI's taxonomy places the organism in Eukaryota, Metazoa, Chordata, Mammalia, Primates, Hominidae. The transcript is spliced from 4 exons. The record is from RefSeq and is marked reviewed. Gene Ontology annotation, molecular function: structural constituent of ribosome. Bases 122 to 643 code for a protein of 173 amino acids.
GCGGGAAGUGGAACCUGGCUCUGGGGAGAAGCCGCGUGAGAUCCGCGCGGGUGCUAGCUAGUCCUUUCUCGUCGCUGCUCGGCUCGCGGCCCGUGGGGUCGGCCCCGCCACCGUUGCCGCCAUGCCCAUGAAGGGCCGCUUCCCCAUCCGCCGCACCCUGCAAUAUCUGAGCCAGGGGAACGUGGUGUUCAAGGACUCCGUGAAGGUCAUGACAGUGAAUUACAACACGCAUGGGGAGCUGGGCGAGGGCGCCAGGAAGUUUGUGUUUUUCAACAUACCUCAGAUUCAAUACAAAAACCCUUGGGUGCAGAUCAUGAUGUUUAAGAACAUGACGCCGUCACCCUUCCUGCGAUUCUACUUAGAUUCUGGGGAGCAGGUCCUGGUGGAUGUGGAGACCAAGAGCAAUAAGGAGAUCAUGGAGCACAUCAGAAAAAUCUUGGGGAAGAAUGAGGAAACCCUCAGGGAAGAGGAGGAGGAGAAAAAGCAGCUUUCUCACCCAGCCAACUUCGGCCCUCGAAAGUACUGCCUGCGGGAGUGCAUCUGUGAAGUGGAAGGGCAGGUGCCCUGCCCCAGCCUGGUGCCAUUACCCAAGGAGAUGAGGGGGAAGUACAAAGCCGCUCUGAAAGCCGAUGCCCAGGACUAAGGCCCACGGUCACUGUGGGCUGGGGUGAUGGUGUCUGACCAGUGGGGAGAUUGGAAUGGGAUUACUUUGGCCCAGGGAAGCCCCUGGUUCUGUCCCUGGAGACUCUGGAAAUCCUUUUGCAUUAAAAGGACUUUACACACCUGUGUAAAAGGAUGUGGGAGAGGAGGGUCUGAAGCUGAGCUGCUAAAUGAAUAUCCCUGCUCUGCUGGUCAAUAAAACGCUUCCUAAUAGCAGCUUGGCGUGUAUCUGGUCCUAGUGAAGAGGAAGGCCUGUGUAGCAGAAAGGCUUUGGGCCUGAGAGGUUAAGGCCACAGCCUGUUGACACCUGUUUUGGUCCUGCGACCCUUUACUGGUCUCCGCUGGCUUUGAAUCUUCCUCUGGGCUCUACUCUGGAGAACAUAAGGGCUGCUGUGGUUGAGUCUGGCUAGCACUGUCUGUGGUUGGCAGUGUGUACACCCCUCCGUUCAGUUCCUUGGGGGUAUUUUUCAGAAAUCCAAAGGCAACCCUUCGUGCAGUGCUCACUUUUUUAAGUACAGUUGAUUACCCUUGCCUGCUGGGGGGCCUAGCCAUGGGCCAGAGAUGGAGGAGCCCCAGUGGCUGACAGGCCAGCCUCACUCAGGCACGUACCUGCUGACCAGUCAGCCACUGCCAACCCAUGGCCCAGCCACUGUGUGCAUUAGCAGGGAGGUUUGUAGGCCAUGGAGGAAAUGAGGAGACACCACCUAGUGGAGACAUUGGGGCCCUGCUGGGGGGAUGGUGUCUAUAGCUGGCUCUGCUGGCUCCCUCAGGCCCUGCUUACCAAGCUCUGGAGGAGGGAGUGCUGCAUUACUGAGCACCUUCCUUGUUCUUUCCUCAUAGGACACUGAUGUUACUGUCACUUUAGUUAUGCUAAAGUGGAGGUUUCAGCCUCCAGAAGACAGCAGAGCCUUCUAGGGUCACCUUAAGAAUAGGUUUAGCUAGGCUGGGUGUGGUGGCUCAUGCCUGUAAUCCCAGCACUUUGGGAGGCUGAUGUGGGCGGAUAGUUGAGCCCAGGAGUUCGAGACCAGCCUGGGCAACAUGGCAAGACCUUGUCUCUACAAAAAGUACAAAAAUUAGAUGGGUGUGGUGUUUCGCGUCUGUAGUCCCAGCUAUUUGGGAAGCUGAGGUGGGAGGAUCUCGAGCCUGCGAGAUCAAGGCUGCAGUGAAUCAUGAUCGUGCGCUACUGCACUCCAGCCUGGGCCACAGAGCAAGACUGUCUCAAGAAAAAAAAUUUUUUAAAUAAGUUUAAUUAUAAAGUGAAGGACCAGUUGGACCACGGACCCCUAGAAACUCAGCCAAGGAGACCUGACUUUAUCUGAGACAGGAAGGCAGUGGUUAAAAGAAUUAAAAAAGGACAGUGGUGCUUGACAGAGCAGGACUGAAGUUUUCAUUCCUCUACCUGCUGGGGCCUUGGUCAAGUCCUAAAAGCUUUCCAGGUCUGUAACUGGUUUUGUCUGUAAAAUGGGGAAAAGGUUACCUUUUCUGCCACAUGAAGUAGCUGGCUGGUGAAAUGAUGUCAUACUACGAUGUGUUUCAUUAACUGUUGGAGAUUAUCACAUUAAAUUGAGCAGAUUUGGAUCUUUUACAUUUGAUGCUCAAGUUUGAUUCUGUACCAGAUCUGGGUUUGGGGUGAUGGCUUGUCGGGGGUGGGAGGGGAAGGUGGGCAGAGACUGAUGUAUAAUGGACAGGUGUUCCUUGAGUGACAGACUUACAAAGGGAGUGUUUAAUUGAAAUCUAGCAUCUUGUCUCUCUGCUAUCAGCAUUUUGGCUGGGUGGAAAAAGCUCUCCUCCACAGAGAGCCCUCCCAUGUCUGCUGGUUUCAGUUCCCCACCCAACUGACUGAAGUCUUGACCUUGAUACCACCUGCCUGGGCGUUCUACUUGGCUGCAAGGGCUCUUCAGAAAGCACCUAGUUCCUUUUGGCUUUCAUCUGCAGUGUAGGUCUCCAUAGCUAGUGACACACAAAGCCUUAUGAGAGUAUUCCUUCCCUCUAGGGCCCAAAGAGGCUGCUAACCAGCAGGAAUGUCCUGAACCAAAAGGAGUGGUGACCAUUCUCUAGACAGAAUAAAUGUCUGGUCCCUAAUGGGACAGAUAACUAGGGUUUGAGUUCAGGCUUGACACAGGAGCAAUGGGCAGUGAGGUGGACAGCCCAGACCCUGAAAGGACGUGUGGAGACAGCAGCAGUCCUGUGGUGCAGUUACUGCCUGUGUGGCCAGCUUCACAGGCAGCAGAUAAUUUGUGGAAAUAAACAUUAUUUUCUUUUUUUGUUCCCUGUAGGCUACUUGAUCCUGGAUAGUUUCUCUUUAAACCUUUGUCUUUCCCUAUUUUGUUUAGUAGUGAUGAAAGAUGGGUUUAAAAUAUACAGAAAUGGGAGAAAAUUAAUUAGAGAAAAUGUGAGGAUUUUAUAAUUGAUAACAUGUUCUUAAUUUUACUUGCACAAGCAGUGUUCACAGCCUUAUUCUGAAGUGACCACUUUUCUUCUCUUUGAGGCACUACCUGGCAGCACCAUCUAAACCUGUAUCAUCUGCUGUGGUCCCAGUUACUCAGGAGGCUGAGGCAGGAGGAUCACUUGAGCCCAGGAGGUUGAGGCUGGAGUGAGCCAUGACUGUACCACUGCAUUCCAGCCUGGGUGACGGAGUGAGGCCCUAUCUGCCUGCCAGUGAGUUCUGUCAUGCAUCAGACUUUGGACCUCAGAAUUUUCACCUGGAACAUGAGAGGUCAGAUGACAUAAUGAAUAUGUUCUAACUUCUGAAACUUUUGGAGCUUGUUUUUGCCCUUGAUAGCACGUAUCCUUAGAGAAUAAGCUUGCCAAUUUAAGGCCUGUCUGUAAUGGCAUCUGAAUGUUCCAGCAGCCUAACUGUGCUCUGCUCCAGAAACAUGUGUGUGGCUUCCCUACCUCCACACCAAGGAGCUGCCUUGCUGGGUGGAUGUAAAGACUGUCCUGCCAGGGUUUCCCACUAAAGGUAUUAAUAAGUCCAGUGGACCACAGAGGGCCCAAUCCCUCUUGGCCGCUAAGGCUAAGGUAGGAGCCAGAGAGCUGUAGAGACAGGACCACCAGGAUGCUUCAUGUCCAUAACACAAGAGAGCGCUGCAUUGUUUGGGGGCCAGGCAUUACUACUAUCAUGAAGAAAAAUGAAGAGCAGGAUGCAUGUUAGUCUUUAAUUCACUUUUAAUAGUAUAAACCUCAUUUAGGUAGUAGUAUUAAGCCACAACAAUAAUGCCACAUUGAAACAGCAUUUAAUAAAAUGCAUAAAGCUAAUUCAUGCACUGCAAUACUCUAUAUACAAACACAACAAUGCAAAUUCUUCUUCAAGACUGAAGACAUUGAUUAGAUAUAAAAUUCAGUUUAAAAAGAACAUGCUAUUUUUUAAAUGCCAUCACAUAAACAAAGUGAUUUCACAGGGAGAAGAAAGCUGUAUAAAGCUGCAGCUUUCAACAGGUUUUAAACCUGGCAUUAAAAUGUAAUGGCAAAACCAAUAUUUUCUAUAUUGUGAAGGGCAAAGGUUACAGAAACGGUCCCAAGAAAAUCUAACACCCAAAUUUUCCUUUGAUAGAUAGAUGCCUUUAAAAGGGCUGGUAAUGCAGUUACAUUCUAACAGAGAAGUCCAAACUACAGGUAAAAACUACGGCUUGUACUGUGAAAAAUGUGCAGCUUUUCAGUUAUAAAACUAGUUGAACACUGGUUUACAAGAUAAUCCGUAGAACAGAGAGACUGUAGAAAAAUAUUCCAGCACUUGAGUUGUGUGUGGCAGCAGCAUUUGAGUCCAUGAAUGCUAUGGUCAUUAAAAUAAUUGAUUAUACUUUCCUAAAGAAAAGCCAUUUUUUAAUGCAAAGUCUACUACUUCCAAAUGUUAUUCCAAACAUUAAAUUUUAACAGUCUAUCAAUCAAUAAAUGUUGAACAUUUUUUUUCUA